This is a messenger RNA of Eruca vesicaria subsp. sativa (arugula), 1959 nucleotides long. The record is from the annotation of a GenBank genome assembly. NCBI's taxonomy places the organism in Eukaryota, Viridiplantae, Streptophyta, Magnoliopsida, Brassicales, Brassicaceae.
UAUUUCUCUUAUUUAUUUGAUUUUGUAUCCUCCACGGCGGCGUGGAAACCCUAAACCCCAGAUUCAGCUUCCGUCAAUCUCCAAUGGAGCCCGAAGCCAAGACAGAACCUCCACCUUUCGUAUACGAUGCUCUUCCUCCACUUUGUCUCUCAGAUUCGAAUCUGUCUCCAGCAACGCACGACGAAUCUCACAACUAUUCUGUUUUCCGCAACGAGAUUUCUGAUUUAACCGAAAACACAACGCCGGUGGAGUCAGAAACUGUCGAUUUCUUCUCACUCGACGUCGACGCCGGGGAGAAUGAGAAGGGCGACGAGUUUGUUACGCCGGUUGUGACCUCGAAGAAGAGCAGAAAGAGGAGGAAAGAGAAAGAAGCUGAAGAGCCCAGAUUAGAGACUAACUGGUUUAACGAGAACAGCUGUUCUAAGAUCCCAAUGCUUCAACUGCAUAAAGAGAUUGUAGAUUUUGGCGAGUUUCUCUUACCAACUCAAGAAGAGAAAGCACAGCGUGAUGCAGCUAUGGAUAAUGUUAGAAGUGUCAUUCAAUAUAUCUGGCCUGAUUGCAAGGUAGAAGUUUUCGGAUCAUACAAGACGGGACUUUAUCUUCCAACAAGUGAUAUCGAUGUUGUGAUUCUGGAGUCAGGUAUCACAAAUCCUCAACUAGGUCUGAAAGCACUCUCCAGAGCAUUGGCACAAAGAGGGAUUGCUAAGAAUAUUCAGGUGAUUGCUAAGGCUCGUGUACCAAUUAUCAAGUUUGUCGAGAAGAAAAGCAAUAUUUCAUUUGAUCUAAGUUUUGAUAUGGAGAAUGGACCAAAGGCAGCUGAGUUUAUACAGGAUGCUGUAUUGAAGUUGCCUCCUCUACGACCAUUGUGUCUAAUUCUGAAAGUAUUUCUACAGCAGAGGGAACUCAAUGAGGUGUACAGUGGUGGAAUUGGUUCAUAUGCACUUCUAGCAAUGCUCAUCGCAUUUCUUAAGUACCUCAAAGAUGGCCGGAGCCCACCAGAGCAUAACUUGGGAGUGCUGUUGGUUAAAUUCUUUGAUUUUUACGGGCGAAAAUUGAACACCGCAGAUGUCGGUGUAUCUUGCAGGAAAGGGGGUUCUUUCUUUUCAAAGAGUAACAAAGGUUUCCUGAACCAAGCCCGGCCAGGGCUCAUCUCUAUUGAGGAUCCACAGACACCAGAGAAUGACAUUGGCAAAAGCUCAUUCAACUACUUUCAGAUCCGAUCAGCGUUUGCAAUGGCCUUGUCUACUUUAACAAACACGAAAGCUAUUCUUGCUUUAGGACCGAACCGAAGCAUUCUCGGCACAAUAAUCAGACCAGACCGGAUUCUGUUAGAGCGCAAAGGUGGGAAAAACGGGGAUGUCACUUUCAACAGCUUGCUUCCCGGAGCAGGAGAGCCGUUGCCAAUGUCUGCUAACGGCAAAAGCAAUGGAGGGCUUUUCUGCAAUUGGCAACUGGAAGAAGACGAGGAAGGCUCGUUCCCUAGAGGGGAUACUGUGAAUGGAGACAAGACUCCUGUACUAGUUGAUACUCCUGGUAAGUCAACUAGGAAAGAGUCUUCUCGGAAGAAGAAGAGUACUAGCAAGAAGAAGAAGAUGGUGGAUGAUAAUAAAGAUGAUGAAGAAGAACCAAGUUCGAAGAAAAGAAAACGGAAGAAUAAGUCUUGAAGCAUGAAACGGUAGCGUCUAACUCCGGCCAUGCUGAAAUCAGCUUUGGUGGCAGUUGGAACCAGAGGAGGCCUCAGUCUUUCAGUGUAAAUUAUAAUUUGGUAAAAACAGAUCUAAUGCUGUUGUAACAAAUUAAAAAUUUACCAUCAGUUUUGAGUAGGUUCGAAAUUUCUGUAAUGUUAUUGAACUUUUUUAACUUAAAUUUUUACAAUAUUGUUCCGUUAAAGUUUUUUGUUGGUCAGUUUUGACUUUUGAGUAGGUUCUAAAUAUACAUAUAAUGUUAUUUAACUUUUCA